UAGGGGUUAGAGUCUACAUGGUGAGGAGUGAAAUCAUCCUGAUUGUGCACCUAUCACCAUGGUUGAGACCCGUACUGGGUUAGAGACUAAUCCCUAUAGUCAGGAGCAGCAAGAAAAGAUGGCUGCCUUAGUCAGAGAGAGUAGGGAGAGGAAAGAGCGUGAGAAGCAAGCGAAGCUAAAGGCUAUCGCAGAUGAACAAGCGUCGAAAAUAAAGAGAUUGGAGGAGGAGAUGAAGAAAGUACAACAAGAGGAGGAAGAAAGAAGAAAAGUUGCUGAAGCAGAAGCGGCAGCAGAAGAAGAGAAAGAGAGGAUGAGGAUUGAGAGUGGAGAAGGGAGUAGUGGUGGCACGAUGACAAGGGAAACAGAUACAGGGCUAGAGAAGAAGAUCAGUGAGUGGGUCGCUAAUUUAUCGUUGGGGGAAGACGAGGAGGCGGAGUCCUAUGUAACUAAGGAUGAGAAGGCUGCGCUGGCCGCCGAGCUAGCAGCCAUGACAGACCCGAUGGAACGAAGAGAGAGGGAGGAGGAACAAAAAUUAGCAUGGAAGCUGAGGAUGAAGAGAGAGAAGAAGAAGAGGAGGGAGGAAGUGAACAAGAUGACCGCAGAGGUGACAAAGGUGCAGGAGUGUAGAGGGGAGGUGCUGGCCCAACCAGACGAUAAGGCCAAGUGGGACAAAGUACUGGGGUAUCUGGAGGUGUUGAGCAAGGCCUGGAUGGAGGAGCGCCAGGCAAGCUGGAGCCAGGAUGUAGUGUUGAGUGCCAUGCAGUCAGGGUUUAGAGAUUUCGCGCGCGAGUUCGUCACCCAUAUUGGAGGCGAAGUGAAGCAAUUGAGAGAUAAUGUAGGGAAGUUUUGUGAGGGCGCCAUUCAGGGUGCCAAAGCUGUAGCCGCUGUAGAGGGAGAGGCCAGACCCCGUAAGGAYCCAGUGAAACUCAAGUUCCCAGAUGCGUACGGGGGGAAGAAGGAAGARAACUUUGACAACUGGGAAGCCAAUGUCAAUAUAGUCUACUUAGAUGAUAUCCUAGUCUUUAGUAAGACCCUCCAGGAGCACCGGGGUCAUCUGAGGCAGGUCUUGGAGAAGCUUAGAGAGGCUAACUUCAAGAUCAACGCGAAGAAGUGCGAGUGGGCCAAGACGCAAGUCUUAUACUUGGGCCACGUGUUGGACGGAGAUGGCAUUAAGCCAGAGGACAGCAAGAUCGCGGCGAUCAGAGAUUGGCCGACGCCCCGCACAUUGACAGAGUUGCGGUCGUUCCUAGACUUAGCUAACUACUUUAGGAAGUUCGUAAGGAACUUCUCUACUAUCGCCGCUCCCUUGCGCAGGUUGCUGAAGAAAGAGGCAAUCUGGCAAUGGGACAAAGACUGUAUGUCUGCGCUCAAGAAGCUAAAACGCGCGUUAAUAGAAUAUCAUGUCCUCAAAGUUGCAGAUCCGUCUUUGCCAUUUGUCGUCACCACGGACGCGAGUCAGUAUGGGAUAGGCGGUGUGUUGCAGCAAGAUGACGGCAAUGGCUAUAGACCCGUAGAGUUCAUGUCAGCGAGGAUGCCCUGUGAGAAGGUCGCUACCUCCACGUACGAGAGAGAACUCUACGCUCUCAGGCAGGCUUUAGACCAUUGGAAGCACUACCUGCUUGGGAGGCACUUCAAAGUCUAUUCGGACCAUGAAACGCUUAGAUGGUUGAAGACCCAGGCCAAGAUGAUACCUAAGUUGACUAGGUGGGCCGCAGAGAUAGACCAAUUCGACUUUGAGGUCAAGCCAGUGAAGGGCAAGUAUAACGUGGUUGCGGAUGCUCUAAGUAAGAGAUAAGACUACUUUGGAGUUGUAGUACACUAUCUGGAUAUAGGGAAAGACCUGCAGGAGAAAGUGAAGCAAGUGUAUGCGCAGGACCCUAUCUAUAACGACCUCCUAAAGAGAGUUAGAGAGACCCCAAAGACCGAACCAGAUUACCGCACUACAGACGGGUUGUUGUUCGAGAAGACUAAUGUGUUUGACCGUCUGUGCGUUCCUAACAGCGAAGAGAUCCGCAGUUUGGUUUUAGGGGAAUGCCACGAUACUGAAGGGCAUUUCGGUUGGCAAAAGAYAUUAGCCAACCUGAUGCGUGCGUAUACCUGGCCAGGGAUGAAGAAUGACUGCAUAGAGUAUGUCCGCAGUUGUAAAGUGUGSCAGAGAAAUAARUCUACUACACRCGCGCCCUUAGGUCUUCUCAGRCCCUUGCCUAUYMYGGAUUAGCCGGGAGACUCAGUGUCUAUAGACUUC
This is a messenger RNA of Chara braunii, 2245 nucleotides long. Lineage: Eukaryota; Viridiplantae; Streptophyta; Charophyceae; Charales; Characeae. The record is from the annotation of a GenBank genome assembly.